AUGACAACAGCAAGCCCAAGAUACAUCAUGCGCCGCACGCCCAGCCAAUGUCCCCGCCAAAACAUGUAUUUUUCUCAACUAGCAACACCUUGCGUAGACACCAUAGACUACGUCAUUCCUCCAGUUUUUCAAAAUUGCAACAAGCAGCUCAUUCUGCCACCAACGACAGUUGAAUUGCCAUACGGUUUGGGGUAUUUUGAGUCAGCAUUGCCCUUCGUGGCACAAAGCUUUGCCCCAGGGCUGGAUUUCUUCACCACGGGAGCUUAUAUUCCAGUGGCAUCGCCCUGUGAUUGUCUGACUUUGGCGGCCCCUGUGUGCCCUGAUAUCGCGCCUUUGUCAGUCACACCACAACUGCUUCGGCCACCAUACAACUUCAGACCCAUCGGAGAAAAAAUCCUCGACACUGGCAACUUCAUAAACCAGCCAGCACCCACAGUGAUAUCCGAACCUCCUUGCAACAACAUCAUUCCUAUUCCUAACACGCCUACGCCUAGCACUACUAUCAUCACCGACUGUUCACCUACAGUAUGUCAGAACUUAGCAAACACUAUCCAACUUAUGAUAGUCUGCAAUUUGCUGCAGAAUAGUAAGAGUUCUGAUUUAGCUUUGCAGUUGGCUUCUCCACUGUUAAAUGAAGUGAUGAAUUCACCGCUUUUGUCUUGUGGUUGUAAUAAUCCGUUGUCUCCUACAGUCGUUUCGUCUAGCUUUGUUACUCCUAAUAUAGGAGCACCUAAUGUCAUUUCUACCAACUAUAUCCCCCCUAACAUAGUCAAUCCUAACAUCUAUUUGCCUAAUCCAGGCAAUCCUCUUUUAGUUCCUACGCCUAAUGUAGUUGCUUCUAGUAAUACAGUGUCGUUGCCUCCUAGAGUUAUUUCUUCUGCUCCUUGUCCUAAUUCACCACAAAUCAAUCCAGCUAAUGUGAAUGGAUUACUUAGUACUAUUAUGGGUAUGCUAGGCAAUAUACAAGGCUAGUGUAUAAGAGAUGUAAGUUUAGAAAAUAAG
Molecule: messenger RNA, 1002 nt
Organism: Helicoverpa zea (corn earworm)
Lineage: Eukaryota; Metazoa; Arthropoda; Insecta; Lepidoptera; Noctuidae
Exons: 2
Coding region: 1-972 (323 amino acids)
Source: RefSeq, a predicted model, not a curated record